Aspergillus calidoustus is the source of this 708-nucleotide messenger RNA. The record is from the annotation of a GenBank genome assembly. NCBI's taxonomy places the organism in Eukaryota, Fungi, Ascomycota, Eurotiomycetes, Eurotiales, Aspergillaceae.
AUGGAUCUUGUCGCAGGCGUCCGCAAAGAAGGCAGCCGUGGCGGUCGCGGCGACUUCAAAUGGUCCGACGUAAAAGAUUCCUCGCACCGCGAAAACUACCUCGGCCACUCGGUUAUGGCGCCUGUCGGCCGAUGGCAGCAGAAUAAAGAUUUACAAUGGUAUACGCGUGGCGACGAGGAUCCGGAGGAGAAGGCGAGGCUCGAGCGCGAGGAAAGGCAGAGGGUUAAGGCUGUGGAGGAAGAGGCUAUGGCGCGGGCGCUGGGGCUGCCUUUACCGUCCCAGAAUGCGAACUUUGUGCCGAUGGGUGGAACAUAUGGGGAGGGCGAGGGGAAUAAGAUGGAAAUGCAGGGGCAGGGAGUCAAAGAACGGUCCAAGGAUGGAAGGAAGCGAAGGCUUCAGCGUUCAAGGAGUCCGAGACGGGAUCGAGAGCGAGAGCACAGGGCUGAUAGGGAUCGGGAUCGGGAGCGCAGACAUAGGCAUCGGGAGGACCGCGAUCGAGGUCAUAGAAGCCAUCGAAGUCAUAGACACAGAUCGAGAUCAAGGUCGCGAGAUCGGGAGCCUGACCGAGACCGAGAGCGCGAGCGUGAACACCGCCGGAGACGCUCACGGUCAAGAAGCAGGGAGCGGAGCGAUAGAGACCGAGGCAGUAGACGUCACGGCGAUCGUCCUCGCAGACCAGAUGAUGAUUCUUACAGCGGACGACACUGA